Zingiber officinale is the source of this 943-nucleotide messenger RNA. Its product is annotated as 1-Cys peroxiredoxin PER1-like. The record is from RefSeq and is a predicted model, not a curated record. Gene Ontology annotation, molecular function: peroxiredoxin activity. The coding region runs from base 199 to 864 and encodes 221 amino acids. Lineage: Eukaryota; Viridiplantae; Streptophyta; Magnoliopsida; Zingiberales; Zingiberaceae. Gene Ontology annotation, cellular component: cytosol; mitochondrion. Gene Ontology annotation, biological process: cell redox homeostasis; cellular oxidant detoxification. The transcript is spliced from 3 exons.
GAACCAUAUAUAUCGACACGUCGCUAGCGCGGUCACCAAAUCCAUCUCCACGUGGUCUGCAUGCGCCCGAUUCCUUCGUCUUCUUAAGCCGAUCGACGAUCGCAGCUGCAUGCUCACCUACGUCUGCUUAUCCACCAAGCCCAUCGAGGCGUCUAGUUUAGUAGGCUGAUCGCGGCCGUCCGCCCCUCCAUAUCAACCAUGCCGGGGCUCACCAUCGGCGACACCAUUCCCAACUUGGAGCUCGAGACAACCCAUGGCAAAAUCAAGAUCCAUGACUACGUCGGAGACAGCUUCUGCAUCAUCUUCUCGCACCCUGCUGACUUCACGCCGGUGUGCACGUCGGAGCUGGGCGGGAUGGCGAAGUGCAUGCCGGAGUUCCAGAAGAGCGGCGUGAAGCUGCUCGGCGUCUCAUGCGACGACGUGGAGUCCCACAAGGAAUGGAUCAAGGACGUCGAGGCCUUCACGCCGGGAAGUCACGUGCGGUAUCCGAUCGCGGCGGACCCGAAGAGGGAGGCGAUCAAGCAGCUGAACAUGGUGGACCCGUACGAGAAGGACGCGGAGGGUAAGCCGCUGCCCUCGCGGGCGCUGCAUAUAGUGGGGCCGGACAAGAAGGUGAAGGCCAGCAUGCUGUAUCCGGCGUCGACGGGGCGGAGCAUGGAGGAAGUGUUGCGGGUGGUGCAGUCGCUGCAGCUGGCGGCCAAGUACAUGGUGGCCACUCCCGUGAACUGGAAGCCCGGGGACCCGGUCGUCAUCUCUCCCGGCGUCUCCGACCAGGAGGCCAAGCGCAUGUUCCCUCAGGGCUUCGAGGUCAAGGAUCUGCCAUCCAAGAAAGGGUACCUACGCUUCACUCAAAUCGAAAGUUAGUGUGCAAUAUCUACGUAGAUGUAUAUGUACUGUCUUGGACUGAAAGGUAAUAAUAAUAAGUCAAGGGUGGUUCAUCGAC